AUGAAGUUUGAAAACAUUCUAGAGGAGAUCGAUGGCUGUGGAUGGUUUCAGGUGCUGAUCGUCACUCUGCUCUGUGUCCCUCGAGUGAUACUACCGUGUCACUUCCUGCUGAACAACUUCAUAGCAGCCGUGCCCUCUCACCACUGUGACCUCAGCGCUCUGGAUGAUGGCGGCCUCUUUGGGAAUCUGACCCAGGAGCAGAGACUGACUGUCAGCGUUCCAGUACAGGAAGAUGGAACUCCAAGCUCCUGUAAGAUGUUCCCAGAGCCCCAGUUCCAGCUCCUUUCCAACUCUAAUGACAGUGACCUAGCUACAGUCCCCUGUCAGAAUGGAUGGGCAUAUGACAACAGCACCUUCAAAUCCACUAUGGCAACAGAGUGGGACCUUGUCUGUGACAGAAAAGGCAUGAAUAAAGCCACAGCCACCAUUUUCUUUGUUGGCGUGAUGAUUGGAGCUAUAGCCUUUGGUACCCUCACUGACAAGUUUGGGAGGAAGCCUAUGCUAUUGGUGUCCUAUACCAUAUCCAUGGUAUUUGGAUUUGCCAGUGCGUUCUCUAACUCCUAUACCAUGUUCGGAGUGAUGAGAUUCUUUACUGGCUUUGGACUUACAGGCAUCAGCAUCAUCUCGACCGUUCUCAGUUUGGAGUGGGUGGACAUUAAGCACCGGGCAUUAAUAGGUAUAACGGGCAGCAUGGCCUGGUCGUUUGGCAACAUGAUGCUAGCGGGCAUUGCGUAUCAAGUGAAUGAUUGGCGGAUGCUAAUGAUAGCUGUCUCUGCACCCCUGGGCUUGGCUAUCAUCACUUGGUGGUGGCUCCCUGAGUCUGCCAGGUGGCUCAUAGCCAAUGGCAAAGUGGAAAGAGCCCAUCUUUACCUGGAGAAAUGUGCUCGUUUUAACAACAGAAAGGACUUCACGUCCAAAAUCAAACUUGAGCACCUGUCUGAUGUGGUUGGCAUGGACAACCAUAACAAGACCUACUCCUACCUGGACCUGGUGAGGACCCCAAAGAUGAGAAGACUGGCUCUAAUAACAGGCAUAGUGUGGUAUGGCGUGGCCUCAACAUACUAUGGCAUCAGUUUAAACAUUACAGGGUUUGGCCUGAAUGUCUACCUCACCCACUUCAUCUACUCUGCCAUCGAGGUGCCCGCCAAGAUGGUCGUCUACUUCUGUCUCGAUACCAUUGGUCGGAAACACUGCCAGGCAGGCACCCUUCUGCUAACGGGAACCUGCAUCGCCAUCAACAUCUUUGUGCCCAAAGGUCAGUGGCAUGUUCGCACCAUCGUCGCUGUGCUUGGGAAAGGCCUAUCAGAGGCCUCCUUCACCACUGUCAUCUUGUAUACAGCUGAACUCUACCCUACGGUCGUAAGACAAAAUGGGUUGGGUUACAAUAACUUCAUGGCUCGGUUGGGCGUGUCCUUAGCACCCCUCAUCAUUCUAUUGGAGGAUGUGUGGAAGCCCCUCCCUGAAGUCAUCAUCUGUUGUGUGUCCAUUCUGUCUGGUCUGGUGGCCUUCCUUCUCCCAGAAACCCACAAUGCAAGGCUGCCAGAGACCAUUGAGGACAUUGAACAAACAAAAAAAAGAAGUCCCAUCUUUGUCUCACCGCUGGAGAAAACUGAGGUCCUGCUGAAGUCACAGAAAAAUAAUGAGCUGGAUCAGUGA
Messenger RNA from Salvelinus namaycush (lake trout), 1656 nucleotides. RefSeq names its product solute carrier family 22 member 7-like. Gene Ontology annotation, biological process: transmembrane transport. Bases 1 to 1656 code for a protein of 551 amino acids. NCBI's taxonomy places the organism in Eukaryota, Metazoa, Chordata, Actinopteri, Salmoniformes, Salmonidae. The transcript is spliced from 10 exons. Gene Ontology annotation, molecular function: transmembrane transporter activity. Gene Ontology annotation, cellular component: membrane. The record is from RefSeq and is a predicted model, not a curated record.